CCCAGCAGCGUUAGUGUGUUCCGGCGCGAGUUUUCUGAGCGUCGUACAGUGUGCAACCGUGUUUCACGCAGCAACACACACACCAUGUGGCACUCGGGGUGGUCAACAGUGGUACGGGUGUUGCUUGUCCUGGCCUCCGCUACCCGUCAAGUGCAGGGGCAGUGUUCGUUCACGCUCGAUAUGAAGUUUGGCUCGGUGUAUCAGCUUGUCUCGCCCCGGUAUCCUUCCCGGUAUGGGCCGAACCUGCAGUGUACGUACGUCAUACGCGCACCGUUUGGUUACCGCAUCUCGCUGGAGUGUCCCACGUUUCAAAUACCGUCCAGCACGGACUGUCAGCUAGAUUCGUUCCGUGUGUCCCGCACUGGGUCGCUGAGCUUGGCCGAUGCUUACUCCUACUGCGGGGCGGGCCGCUUACAGGAAAAAUCGGACACCAAUCAGAUGACGAUCCGGCUAACGUCGGCACCAACCAGUAUGGGCGGGCUGUUCUCGUGCAAUCUCAGCAUCCCGCAGCAAAGCUGUGAGUGCGGUAAAAAGAAAUUGAACCGUAUCGUGAACGGGGUGGAAACGGCAGUGAACGAGUUCCCUAUGAUGGCGGCAUUGAUAGACGUCAAAACGAAAACUGUCAUUUGCGGGGCCACUAUCGUUACCAACAGUUACGCGCUGACGGCGGCCCACUGUCUGCUGCAGCGCACCGUCAACGAUACGGUGCUGCUGGUGGGUGAUCACAAUAUCAAAACCGGAACCGAUACCUCCUUCUCGCAGGUGUACAUCGUCGCCCAGUUUAUGAGCCAUCCCGGGUUCACGGUCAGGCCGGUGGCGAAUGACAUUGCGCUGGUACGCACCGGGCGACCGAUUCAGUACAAUCCGGGCGUCGGUCCGGCCUGUCUGCCCUGGAGCUACACGACGCAAUCGUUCGAGGGUCGCACGGUGGAAGCGACCGGGUGGGGCGAUCUAGAUUUCGGUGGACCGCGGGCCACCGCCCUGAACAAGGUGCAGCUGGCCGUUAUUGGCAAUCAGGAGUGCUCCCAGCGGCUCAGCGCGAGCGUGCCGUAUCAGCAGCUCUGCACCUACACCGCCAACCGGGACACGUGUCAGGGUGAUUCCGGAGGACCACUGUUUUUCACGAACCUCGCAAACGGGCUGCUAUACGAUGUGGGCAUUGUUAGCUUCGGCAUUGCGUGCGCUACCGCAAAUCCGAGCGUUAAUACGCGAGUGACUGAGUAUCUGGACUGGAUUAUGGUCAACACUCCUGGAUCGUUCUACUGCUAUCAGCCAUAGGGGGUGGGGGGCGUCUUGGAUUGCUUAAUUCUACAACAACAAAAACAACAAUGUUGACUGUGUAUCAUUUAUCAAGGUGCGAUAAAUAAACUGGCAGGGAGUUAUAUAGUUUAUUAGGUGAAA
This is a messenger RNA of Anopheles arabiensis, 1401 nucleotides long. RefSeq names its product venom serine protease-like. The transcript has 5 exons. Lineage: Eukaryota; Metazoa; Arthropoda; Insecta; Diptera; Culicidae. Gene Ontology annotation, molecular function: serine-type endopeptidase activity. The coding region runs from base 85 to 1278 and encodes 397 amino acids. The record is from RefSeq and is a predicted model, not a curated record. Gene Ontology annotation, biological process: proteolysis.